Molecule: messenger RNA, 1098 nt
Organism: Candidozyma duobushaemuli
Lineage: Eukaryota; Fungi; Ascomycota; Pichiomycetes; Serinales; Metschnikowiaceae
Product: arginyltransferase
Exons: 1
Coding region: 1-1098 (365 amino acids)
Biological process (GO): protein arginylation
Cellular component (GO): cytoplasm
Molecular function (GO): arginyl-tRNA--protein transferase activity
Source: RefSeq, a predicted model, not a curated record
AUGGAUCAUUUGAAGAUCACGAAGGAACACCGUCAAGUUGUCAAUCGCUUCAAAAGAGCAAUUGGGGACAACACAAAAACGAAAGGCCCUUUUGAUUUGUCGACACUAAUAACGGCAGAACAGUCAUCAAGUCGCUUUCAUACUCGGUUUGAACCAUCUGGCUUCUCUGCUGAGAAGUUCGAGCUUUACAAGAAAUAUCAAGUCAAGGUCCAUGAUGAUGAUCCCUCUGAAGUUACGGAAAGGCAAUUCAAAAACUUCUUGUGUGAAACGCCAUUUCCUGAUUCGGAAGUACAAGGUACAAAGGAUGCGUGGAGUAGCCUAAAUAACUGGGUAAGCGAAUGGAGAGGUGACGUCAAAAAGACAAAGAAACGCAUAGGACCUACCCAUGAGUGCUACUACCUUGAAAACAAGCUCAUUGCCAUUUCCGUGCUCGACUUCCUUCCUAGUGGAUUAUCAUCGAUAUAUUUCAUAUGGGACCCAGACUAUGCACAUUUGUCCUUAGGUACUCUUUCUGGUUUGAGAGAGAUUCAAAUGUGUCGCGAGUUAGGUCUAGGAUAUUACUAUUUGGGUUAUUAUAUCGAUGACUGCCCCAAAAUGAAAUAUAAGGGUAAAUUUGGGGGACAACUCUUGGACUUGGUGAAUAAUGCAUGGGUGGAUCUCAAGGAUGUGAGGCCGUUGAUAGAAAACGAUCUCUUCUUCACUUUGGGUGAGAAGAGUGAACCGCUCAAAGAACCGACUGUAUCUCAUAAGGAGAAAGGCAUCGUUUGGCCAGGGCCUAUUAAAAAUAUCAGUGACGCUCUUUACGGUGACAGAAAUACGUACGAAAGCGCUGGAAACAUACUGAAACAGCUAAUCCAAAAAUACAAGCUUGACGGCUUUGAAUUACCAGAUGUUUUACCGGGAGCUUUGCCCUUGUGGGCCUUACAGAAGAUUCUAGAGUCGGAAGCAGGAUUCGAGGCGUCAAUUCUUAUGAUGGCAACAGGUACAUGGGGGUCAUUCCUGCUCGAUGAAAUGAUGCCUGUGAUGAGAACUUACGUCCUCGAUUUCGUGAGACUCUUCGGCCUUGAGAGAAUCAAAGAAACUAUUAUCAUUAUGUGA